Protopterus annectens (West African lungfish) is the source of this 1860-nucleotide messenger RNA. Its product is annotated as beta-1,3-galactosyltransferase 5-like. Gene Ontology annotation, cellular component: membrane. Bases 594 to 1547 code for a protein of 317 amino acids. The transcript has 3 exons. Lineage: Eukaryota; Metazoa; Chordata; Ceratodontiformes; Protopteridae. The record is from RefSeq and is a predicted model, not a curated record. Gene Ontology annotation, molecular function: N-acetyl-beta-D-glucosaminide beta-(1,3)-galactosyltransferase activity.
UUGCAUGGGAAACUGAAACAGGAGCCUGAACAAAAAUCUUCUCACUGAUUUCAUUUUUUCCUUCUUUGUCUUGCCAGUAAACAGAAGAAAAGAAAAGUGUAACAAAGUACAAAUAAGAAAGAAUCGGGUUAGACAGGCAAUAUCAAGUGAAGUCUAACGUUUGUGGUUAACCAAAAAGAACGUGGAAGGGUUUGGACUUGUGAUACAAAAAACACUGCAAAGAUAAUGAAACAGAAAUAGACAGGCAUGUUCUGCAGCUGGAAAAGUACACACUGACAAGGAGCCAAGAAACAGCUAGCAAGGGAAAGAAAAGGCUGAAGCAUCUAGUAUUUCAAUAAACAGAAGAAAAGAAAAGUGUAACAAAGUACAAAUAAGAAAGAAUCGGGUUAGACAGGCAAUAUCAAGUGAAGUCUGACGUUUAUGGUUAACCAAAAAGAACGUGGAAGGGUUUGGACUUGUGAUACCAAAAACACUGCAAAGAUAAUGAAACAGAAAUAGACAGGCAUGUUCUGCAGCUGGAAAAGUACACACUGACAAGGAGCCAAGAAACAGCUAGCAAGGGAAAGGAAAGGCUGAAGCAUCUAGUAUUUCAAAUGGUUCGCCUCAAGAUUUGGGCUCGACGUCUUUUGUUCGUAGUGGUGGUAGCACAUAUAUGCCUAUUUAUGCAGAUGUGGAAGAACAUAAAGAAUAUGUAUGUUACCUUGGGAGGCAAACAUAAUCAAGAGUAUUUCAAAGACAGAUAUGAUUUUCUUAUCUUACCAGAUGCACAGUGCCAAGAGAAUCCUCCAUUUCUGGUCAUUCUUGUAACUACAACUCAUGAUCAGUUUAAUUCCAGAAUGGUUAUUCGAAAAACAUGGGGGAAAAUGAGAUACAUAAAAAGCAGAAGAAUUGUCACUUAUUUUCUCCUUGGAACUACAGCCAGCCUUGCUUAUCAGUCUUCAGUACUGAAUGAAAGUGCCCAAUAUGGGGAUCUUCUUCAAAUGAACUUCACAGAUACCUACCGCAACCUGACUUUAAAGACAGUGCUGGCAAUGAAAUGGGUUCACCAGUUUUGUUCCUCAUCUAGCUUUGUGAUGAAGACAGACACAGAUAUGUUUGUCAAUGUUUUUUAUCUUACAAAGCUCUUGCUAUGGAGGAAAAGAAUAAGCAAUUUUGUGACUGGUUUCCUAAAAAUGAAUGAAAAACCGAUAAGGAUAAAAACAAGCAAGUGGUACAUCAGCAAAGAUGAAUACCCGCUAGAGGUUUACCCAACCUUUUGCUCAGGUACAGGUUAUGUUUUGUCAACUGAUGUGACAAGCAAAAUUUAUAAUGUUUCACAUACUGUCCCCAUUGUAAGCCUAGAGGAUGUAUAUGUUGGAUUAUGCCUUGCCAGAUUACAUAUAAUUCCAGAGGACCUCUACAUACAAGAUGUUUUUUUUACUGAUAAACUUGAAUUUUCUGUGUGCAAAUUCCGUAAAAUUGUAACAGCUCAUUAUGUAACUUCUUCUGAGUUAUUGCACUACUGGAAAGAACUUGAAAGGUCCAAAGACAUGAUAUGCAAGUCAUAAUAUGUGGCAAUAAAAUGGAAAAUUAAUUUAAUUGAUCUGAAUAAUGUAAAUUAAAUUAAAUUAAAUACAUCUUUGUACCAGAAUAAAAGAGAGUAUUUUCAUGAAGUCCAGGGAUGUACUUCAAAACUUUAAUUAUUCAGGAGCACAUGCCUUGUCUAUCUAACACUAUAGGAAUAAUCAGAACUAAGACCUUCAAUAUUUUUGAGAAGAUAAAUUCUUACCCGAGAUGUUUUGAAUAAAGAAAUUAAAACAUUAAGCCAGGAGUUAUGUUCUGUAGAGUCAAGUGCUCUGAACAAAUCAUCAUCAUCACCAU